Molecule: messenger RNA, 1381 nt
Organism: Pseudopodoces humilis (Tibetan ground-tit)
Lineage: Eukaryota; Metazoa; Chordata; Aves; Passeriformes; Paridae
Gene: SRPX
Product: sushi repeat containing protein X-linked
Biological process (GO): phagolysosome assembly
Source: RefSeq, a predicted model, not a curated record
AUGGGGAGCUGCUGGCUGCUCCUCGCCGCGCUGCUCGCCCUGGGCGCCCGGGCCAGCCUGGAGUACGAGGGAUCGGGAUAUUCACUCCUUGAAGAUGAUGAGGAUGUUUAUGCACGCAGUAGAUACAAAGAAACACCGUGGUGCUCCCCCAUUAAAGUGAAACAUGGUUAUGCAAACUGCAGGACACCUCAAGGGGAAUAUUACAAGAAUGUGCUGGGCACAAGAUGUGAUAUUCGCUGUCAGAAAGGCUACGAACUGCAUGGCCCUCACCAGCUCAUUUGUCAGUCAAGCAAACGCUGGUCUGGGAAGGUGCUGUGCAAACAAAAGCGUUGCCCUACCCUGUCCAUGCCAACCAACGGGGGCUUCAAGUGUUUGGAUGGUGCCUACUUUGGCUCGAGGUGUGAGUACUACUGCUCCCCAGGGUACCAGCUGAAGGGGGACCGCAUCGUCACCUGCAUGGAUAACAAAGUCUGGAGCGGCCGGCCAGCCGCCUGUGUCGAUACUGAACCUCCGAGGAUCCAGUGCCCGAGCGUGAAGGAGAAAACCGCAGAGCCCAACAAGUUGACAGCCAGAGUGUUCUGGGACACCCCGGAGGGGCGAGACACUGCUGACGGGAUUCUGACAGAUGUUAUUUUGAAAGGCCUGCCACCAGGGUCACAUUUUCCAGAAGGCGACCACAAAAUCCACUAUACUGUGUACGACAGAGCUGAAAACAAAGGCACCUGCAAAUUUCUUGUUAAAGUCAGAGUCAGGCGCUGUGUGAAGUUAAAUGCCCCAGAUAAUGGCUACAUCAAAUGCUCAGGUGAUGGAAAUAACUAUGGUGCUACCUGUGAGUUCUCCUGCAUUGGUGGCUAUGAGCUGCAAGGAAGCCCAGCCCGAGUCUGCCAAUACAAUUUGGGGUGGUCAGGAGUGGAGCCAACCUGUGCACCUAUGAAUAUUAAUGUGAAUGUUAGGACUGCAGCUGCACUUCUGGAUCAAUUUUAUGAGAAGCGGAGACUGCUAAUUAUUUCAACUCCUACUGCAGCUACCUUCUUCUACAGGAUGCAGCUGGGGAUGCUGCAGCCGGCACAGUGUGGGUUAGACCUGCGACACGUCACCGUGGUGGAGUUGGUUGGUGUCUUCCCAGCACUGAUAGGAAGAAUAGGAGUGAAGCUGCUGCCCCCAUCACUUGCCCUGCAGCUCAGGCUGCUGCUGAGGAUCCCCCACUACAAUUUCAACAUCGUGGUGAUGGACAAGCACGGCAUGGACAAGGAACGCUACCCUUUCCCAGCAACACCUGCUGAGCUCUUUGCCCUUAUUGACAAAUUCCCCUUGAGAAAAGAUGAGAUGAAACUGCAAGCAGAAAUUGGUCAGUCAUGUCCCUAAUUCAGCAUUCCAGGGC